Molecule: messenger RNA, 980 nt
Organism: Myzus persicae (green peach aphid)
Lineage: Eukaryota; Metazoa; Arthropoda; Insecta; Hemiptera; Aphididae
Product: zinc finger MYM-type protein 1-like
Exons: 2
Coding region: 623-964 (113 amino acids)
Molecular function (GO): protein dimerization activity
Source: RefSeq, a predicted model, not a curated record
UUGAACAUGUAUUGUAUAAUUGGUGAGUUAUUAUUAUAAGAUAUAAAUAUAUAAUAAACCAAUACAAUUUCGCUUUUAUUGGUGGAUUAUUUUACAAUGGUACGACAUGUGUUUUUUUGUGCCCGUCUACAACUUUUAGUACAGCAAAAAUGUUUUAAUCUUCAAUUUUCAAGAUGGUUUCUGUUACCAAAUUGGAUUUAACUGGGUAUGUAAGUUCAAAAUAAUUUCCAGUACUUUACAAAAUAAUCAAAAAUUAAAUUAAAAUACUGCAUAACGGGAAAUUUUACACAAAACCAGUUUUUGAUAAUAUCGAUUUUAUUUUUUAGUUUAAAUUCAAAAAUCAAUAGUCGUAGUUGUGCCUUUCACCAAAUUUUUAUUGAUUUUUGUCAGUAAAAAGCUUGACGAUUGAAUACAAGAUCCCAAAUAAAUCGUCCGUGUAUAGCAAUUUAAAAACAUUGAAAAUAAAUAUCCACAUUGUGUUGAUACCAUUUUAAGUCAUUUAAAAUUAAGAUUUUCCGAAGAAUCGCAAGAAUUAGCCCAAGCAACAGAGAGUUUUAUAAGUCUUGACUUUACCAAUUCAUUAUAUUUUAUUAACCAUUACAAGGAUUUGUUUUCAAUAAACAUGGAGUGUUUAAAGUCGGAAAUGACAGUUGCUAGAAAUUGUGCAAUUCAACUUAGUAACAAAUUUGGCUUAAAAGAGCUAAAACAGGUAAUCAGUAAGACUGUUUAUCCAAAUCUGUUCAAGCUACUUCAAGUUGCCUUAGUUUUGCCGAUAUCAUCUGCUUCUUGUGAAAGAAGCUUUUCUGCAAUGAGAAGAAUAAAAUCUUGGACACGUACCACGAUGGGUCAGGAAAGACUAUCUGACUUAUCGAUAAUUCAUAUUGAGAGCGAUCUAGUCAUUGAUAAAGACAUCAUUUUAAAUAAGUUUGCUGAAAAUAAGCGCACGUUGCCUUUACAUUUUUAAUAAAUAAAUAAUAAUA